This is a messenger RNA of Beauveria bassiana ARSEF 2860, 738 nucleotides long. RefSeq lists its product as uncharacterized. NCBI's taxonomy places the organism in Eukaryota, Fungi, Ascomycota, Sordariomycetes, Hypocreales, Cordycipitaceae. The coding region runs from base 1 to 738 and encodes 245 amino acids. The transcript has a single exon. The record is from RefSeq and is a predicted model, not a curated record.
AUGUGCAGGCCAGUCUAUCUUUACUGCCCCUACUGCAAGGCCCGAUACUUCUUCAUGUGGGAAGAGUGCAGCUGCUUCUGGGCGCGGUACCAGUACAUUGUCAUUGACCAAGGCAACUUUGAAUCGCGGCCGCGGUUGAGCCGCCGGACGGACGAGCCGCCCGCCUGCGGCGGCGUCAUCCAGGAGGACAAGAACCGCCACUUUGAGCUGGGAGCGUGUCCCCGGCUGCAGCGGUGUCCGUCUCUGCAGGCACUACAUCAACGAAAUCGACAGCAGCAGCAGCAGCAGCAGACGUCGACACAGCACAGGAUGCUACGUAAGCGCAAUGCCAUAAUGCAGACAAACGAUCAUGGCGAAGAGGAGUCGAUGGAGGAGCGGCGCAAGAGGGAGUUUGCAGAGAAAUUCUUCCGGAAGCGGCCAGUAAUGCCACUUACGCGGGUCAACGACACGGCGGAUGCCGACCACGAAGACGACAAUGAGAACGAUGUGGUGCCCGGUCAUGAAGAUGCGACCACGGAGUUUGAAGAUGAAGAGUCCGAGGUCCUGUCGGAGCAAGCGGCCGCAUCGGGGGACCCAGUGCAGAUAAGACGGCCAAUUACUGGUGCGGAAUUGUCUCAGAGCCUGGACAGUACCAUCAUCGAGUCUGGCUCCGAGGUGGAGAGCAGCGACUGGGAGGAGGAAGAGCGGAACUUGCCACUCCGGGGCCGCAAGUUCGGUCCGGCACAUUCAUCAAUCUAG